AUGAAGACUCCCGCCUCUCUGGCACGGAGGGUUUAUUGCACCGAAGGCAGCUGCCUGUCAGCCUGCUCGUCUGCAGAGUCGGUGAGAGGCUGCGGGAGGGAUCCCACCUGGAAGCGCACAUCUUGUUGCUCCUGUCUGUAUGCGCCGAGGAUAUGUGGCGUAGGGCUGGAUUCGCCCUUCUACGUUUCGGAUUAGACUGCUCGGCUGGCAAUGGGCCGCUGCGGUAACACACUUCGAUCCUAAUCGGCGCUUGUUGUCGCCGCCCUUCCACAUGAGAAGUUUGACAGAAGAAGCGCACUGAGCUGCGGAGGAAGAGGAGGAGGAGGAGGAAGGAGGGAGACCCUGGCUGCGCUGCUCGGGAAAUCCGAGCAGCUCAAGCGAGUCGAGACCAAGAAGGACACUGAGGGUUGCAUGCCUGCUAAGGAGACGCAAAGACAUAUCUGGAGAAUGGAGGACAGAAGCGAGGAAGACGUUGCGCAGGAGAACGGACGAAGUGACGGGACCAACGGGAAACCCAGCGGCUCUCCCUGCACCAGUCUGAGGAUGUUUUUGGUAGCAUUAUCAUUUGCCUAUUUUGCAAAAGCUUUGUCGGGGAGCUACAUGAAGAGCACAAUAACUCAGCUGGAAAGGCGCUUUGACAUCCCCAGCUACCUAAUAGGAGUCAUUGAUGGGAGCUUUGAGAUAGGUAAUUUGUUGGUGAUAGCUUUCGUCAGUUACUUUGGUGCCAAACUUCAUAGGCCAAAAAUUAUUGGUUUGGGAUGCUUACUGAUGUCUUUUGGCACCUUCAUCAUCGCUUUGCCCCACUUCAUCAUUGGACGCUAUGAGUAUGAAACAUCGGUGAGAUGGGUGAUGAACUCGACGCAGAACUCAUCCCCCUGUCGGGGGGAUUUACCAGAGGACCUGACACAAACUGGUAGAUCACCUCAAGUGCCGUCCACAGGCUGUGAAGGCGAGUCCAACUUAUCAAUGUGGAUAUAUGUGCUCCUGGGCAAUGUCUUGCGGGGGAUUGGGGAGACACCUGUUCAGCCACUGGGGAUCUCUUACAUAGAUGAUUUCGCUACAGAGGAGAAUGCUGCACUUUAUGUCGGCUGUGUGCAGACCAUCUCUGUCAUUGGGCCUGUGUUUGGAUACCUGUUAGGCUCCCUUUGCGCCAAGAUCUAUGUGGAUAUCGGGUUUGUGACGAUGGAGAGCAUCACCAUUACACCAGCAGAUGCCCGGUGGGUGGGUGCCUGGUGGCUGGGCUACCUCAUAGCCGGAGUUAUAACCCUGCUCUCUGCCAUCCCGUUCUGGUUUCUGCCUCGGUCUCUGCCCAAAGCUGGUUCCAGGGUCCCAAAGAAGGGCCUUCAGGAGGAAGCAAGUUUCACCAAAGAUGCUCCUCAUCCUAAGUACAAGUAUCAAGCAGAGGAACACACCAGCUUUACAGAAAUGGCUAAAGACUUUAUUCCAACCCUGCGAACUCUACUGGGACACCCUGUGUAUGUGAUCUACCUGUAUGUGGUAGUCAUCCAGCUGAACUCUCUCAUUGGCAUGGUCACGUACAAGCCCAAAUACAUCGAGCAGCAUUUCAGGCAAUCUGCCUCCAAAGCUAACUUUCUCAUGGGUGUGAUCAAUAUCCCGGCUGUGGCCCUGGGGAUGUUUUCUGGUGGUCUGCUGAUGAAGAGGCUGAAACUGAACAUCAUGGGAGCAGCAAAGUUUGCUUUUUGCACCUCCUUGAUUGGAUACGUCCUAUCCAUGUUCUUUUUCGCAAUGAGCUGCGAAAACGCCAAAGUAGCUGGAGUGACGGUGUCAUACAACAACCUGGACGCCGUGUCUUAUGACAAACACUCACUUUUCAUGCCCUGCAACUCAGACUGCUUUUGUUCAUCGAGCGAGUGGGACCCAGUCUGUGGGCAGAAUGGCAUCACAUAUGUCUCUCCAUGUCUAGCCGGUUGCACCACUUCCACAGGCUCAGGGAAAAACACAGUCUUCUCUAACUGUAGCUGUGUCGGUGUGGCUGUUAACUUUACAGCCGGUACAGGUCAGUGCCCCGACAAGGACGACUGCGACAGGAUGUUCCCAUACUUCCUAGCUCUCUCUGUCAUCACGUCCUUCAUCAUCUCGCUUGGUGGGACUCCAGGCUACAUGUUUCUCAUCAGGUGCAUAAAACCACAACUGAAAUCUCUGGCACUUGGUUUCCAUGCCUUGGCAACACGAACUCUUGCAGGGAUCCCAGCACCCAUCUACUUUGGAGCAAUCAUAGACACCACAUGCCUCAAAUGGGGUCAGAAAAGAUGUGGAGGCAUUGGAGCCUGCAGAAUCUACAACACCACCGCCUACAGGAUAGCUUAUCUGGGCCUGACUCUGAGCCUGCGGACUGUCUCGUUCAUUAUCUGCAUCCCGGGCUUCGUCCUGCUCAGUCGACAGCUGAGGCAGGAGGAGAAAAAAAGCGCCCUACGCGGAGCCCUGGCAAACGGUGGGACCGAAUUGGAGGCGAUCAGGAAGGAGGAACUGGUGAUUUUGAAUUGUGAUCAGGUAGUGCACGCGACGGAGAACAGCACGGACAGGCACAGCCAGUUGUGACUGCUCACAAGCAGAAAAGACUCUACGUCUCUGUCCUUAUUGCUAAGAGAGUACAUCCAAAGUAUGUACCUCAUAUAUAUAUAUAUAAAAAAGAGAUUUUCAGGGAAUCACAUGUUGUGUUCAAUCAUCUCAUGUAGACCAUAAAAAUCUAUAUUUGUACUGCUGAAUGUGUGAAGGUGUUGAGAACCUGGCAGAGAUCUGACUCGCCUGACAUAUUUAUGGAAUGUACAUUCUGCUGUUUUUCUUCGACUUUCGAUCCGGACACAAGGCUGCGACUGGAAAUGAAACUGGGACGUGGUUGGCCGCUACAAAACAGUCCAGUUUGUUUUAAACACCAGCAUCUAUCGAGCUGCCUCUGUAGAUAGUGAAGUUAAAUGAAAGGGGUUCUCCCUGUUGUCAGUGUUACUAAACAAAAGAGGUAAAGUGGCCUUAGAAAUCAGAGGGACAAGAGGCUAAGAGACAUUUUUUUUUUUUUUUACUGGUUUGGUCAAAUUCUUGGGAGGUUUUUGAGGGUAUGCACCGGUUGAUGUCAUGUUAAGGACUCAGUACGUGCCUCAUUCAGCCAAUGGUUACCUCCGUGUGCCACCUGUCCCCCCCCCAAUUCACAUGUGAAAUUAUCAGUUUUAAUUUUUUACAUUUCGAGCUGCCGGUCUUUAAACUUGUGUAGAAAAGUGGUUGAAAUUUUAAGUGUAAUUUAAAAAAAAAAAAAAAGAGGCCCACAAAGUUUGAUUUGAUUGUAUUACGGUUUGUGUUGUGUCCUUAUAGUGAAAAAAAAUAGCAAUUUUGGAGUUCAUAGUUCACUUCAAAUUAACAUUUGUGUUUAAAUAUAAUAUAGUCAUAAAUUUAAAGAGGUUCAGAUAUUAAUAUCCACAAUCCCCGCAGUGACAGCUGUAAUCUAAUUCUCUUGAGAAAACACCUCACACUGACCGAUUUUAAACACUUAGGGUUCCUAUUUAGGAGCCAUAAUGGUUCCUAUAAAAAGCUGUUAAUUAUUGUGUUUAAUGCAAAGUAUUUUAUGUGGCUACACCUGUUUAUUGGUAUACUCUAUGUUGAGUGUUUUUAGGGGUGGGUUAAAGUAUGUGAAGUGGAACCGCAGGGAGUAUUUCUGUAUGUUUCGCUCCUAUAUUUUUAGUGAUUGUUGAAUAUGCUCCCUCGGGUUUGUUGUUUUUGUAUUUCUCUGUGUGACUGAGGUCAUCCGUGCCAAAAUCCAGAAUCAUUCUGAUCUCUCAGGUUUUAUUCCCAGAUGAAGCUUGCUCUCAAGAAUAAGAAGCCAUUUUUGUUAAAUUGACAGUUUCUCAAAGUAAUAUCAGUAACUGUGAAAUAAAUGUUUUCAGAAUACUUGAAAAUGCACCUAACAUUUUAACUUAGAAAAUUAGAAAAAUACCAAAAUUUCCUGCCUUAAGAUUGUAAAUUCACAAAAGUAGACUGGUACAAUGGACAGGUCUGGCUUGCUUAUUUUGUUGUCUAAUCUCUCAGAAAGAAUAUAACAGAUUAUUAAAGUGUAACCAUAAUUUAAACCUAUUAUCUGAAAAUUAUUUGACAACAUCUGCGACGGACUGGCGACCUGUCCAGGGUUUACCCUGCCUCUCGCCCAUUGACAGCUGGAGAUAGGUACCAGCACUCCUCAAGACCCCAACAGGGAUAAGCUGUAGGAAAAUGGAUGGAUGGAUUGAUAUUUGUUGACGUCAUAAAAUAGUUGGAUAAUUUCAUUUAUCAAGAAAAUAAAACAGACUUCUUUUGCAUCUAGAAAUCCCUGCACAUCACUAAUGAAAUGUUCAAUUAAUCAAAAGAAGACUCUUUAUGAACAGAUUUACAAUUAUUUUACAGUUCCAGUGACUUCUGAAGAAUAACUUUGUCCCCCUAUGAGUUUCUUAAUAUUAGGCUUGCAUGUUUCAGAAGGUUUCUGGUCAGAUCAUGCCACAG
Molecule: messenger RNA, 4482 nt
Organism: Fundulus heteroclitus (mummichog)
Lineage: Eukaryota; Metazoa; Chordata; Actinopteri; Cyprinodontiformes; Fundulidae
Product: solute carrier organic anion transporter family member 1C1
Exons: 15
Coding region: 412-2559 (715 amino acids)
Biological process (GO): sodium-independent organic anion transport; transmembrane transport
Cellular component (GO): membrane
Molecular function (GO): protein binding
Source: RefSeq, a predicted model, not a curated record